AUGGCAUCACCAUCAACCCAAGCUGAUUCUGCUGCGUUUGAAGAGGAAGUGAAGCGAACGGUUUAUCUUGAUAACCUCUCACCACAUAUCACUGAACCAGUGGUGAGAUCUGCUCUUAAUCAGUUUGGGAAUGUGAAGAGUGUUCAUUUCAUUCCAAAUUACAUCGAACCAAGGAACAUCCCGCAAUGCGCAUUGGUGGAGAUGGAGGACUUAAUGCAAGCUGAAGCUGUUGUAUCUAUGACCUCCCACCAUUAUUUUAUGGUGUCUGGGAUGCCAAGGCCGGUGAGGGCUCUUCCUGCAGAAGUGAAUAUGUUUGAUGAUCGCCCGAAAAUGCCUGGUAGAACAAUACAGUGCCAAUGGUUGGAUGAAAAUGAUCCUGAUUUUAAGGUUGCACAGAAAAUUAAGGACCUUACCAAGUUAAAUGCUGCUCAAUCUGCAUUCUUACUAAAGCAACAACUGCAAGAAGAAGAGAGUCUUGCAAAGUAUCAGCAAGAUAUUCUCAACACAAAUUACAAGAAGCAUGAAGUGAUAGACAACAUCAUGGUUGAUGGAACUGCUCGUCGCUUAGCGGACCGAUAUAACCUACAUUGUGAAUGAAAGCUCCAUUUGUGAACACAUUUAAGCAGAUGGUCAGCAUUGUGCAUAUUUGUGUUACAAAAAGAACUACCGUUUACGUUCCUCAACUCCAGUUCAUAUCACUAGAACCACCAAGGUCAGAGGACAGUAGAGUACAAUUCUAAUCCCUAACUUUUGAAAGGUGCAUUGCACAUGCUUCCUAGAC
Quercus robur (English oak) is the source of this 781-nucleotide messenger RNA. RefSeq lists its product as uncharacterized. The transcript has 2 exons. The record is from RefSeq and is a predicted model, not a curated record. Bases 1 to 597 code for a protein of 198 amino acids. Lineage: Eukaryota; Viridiplantae; Streptophyta; Magnoliopsida; Fagales; Fagaceae. Gene Ontology annotation, molecular function: RNA binding.